Molecule: messenger RNA, 3732 nt
Organism: Closterium sp. Yama58-4
Lineage: Eukaryota; Viridiplantae; Streptophyta; Zygnematophyceae; Desmidiales; Closteriaceae
Source: the annotation of a GenBank genome assembly
AUGGGGGCGCUGGGGGCCUUGGGGGAAGCGGGGGAAGCUGGUGACGUGGGGGACGUUAUAUUGUUGGGCUGGAUGGGGAGAGGGGAGGCUGGAGAAGUGAGUGGUGGUGAGGGGCGCAGUGCGGUGGUGGCAGUGGUGGGAGCGGCAAGCAUGGGUCGCAGUGGUGCGUUGAUCCGUGCCCUGCUGCCUCGCUGCCAAGCCGUUGUGCUCUCCGGCCCUGUGCUACCUGCCCUCCUCGCUGCUGCUGCUUCUUCGGGCCAUUCACGCCCCUCGGAUGCUUCAACUGGUUCGCGUGGUUGUGGGUUUGACCUUACUCGUGUGCCUGACUUCCCUGCCCUCACCACACUACACCACAACGAGACCCCAGAGAGAGUCAAGGCAGCAGAGAGCGUGGAGGCAGAGAGAGCUGACAAGGUUCCACGUACCGUCGUCUCGUCCCUCCUAGCCGCUCUCCCCCGCCCGUCACCUCAAGCGCUGGCGGAAGCCUCUGCAUUCCUCUCCUCGCUGCCCCCUCCCCUUCUCUCCCGCCUCGUGCUGCCCCUUGCUGUGCGUGCAAUACCUGCUGCAUUCGCCCCACCUCCCAUGCGUUCCGCAUUCACUCUCCUCCGUUUUGCCAGCGUCUUCACCCGUGCAUCAACGCAUGGGGCGCACGGGGCGAGUGGGUCAGAGCAUGGGCUAGAGGAGACAGGGUCGCAUGUGCUGCCGUGUGCCGACUCGGCUCUGCUCGCUUAUCUCACCACCGCGCCCACCAUCGAAAGCAGCAGCGCCAGCAGUCCUCGCACUUCCACCACCACUGCCACCAUCCCUGCUGCUUCUACUGCCGCUGAUGCGCUGGUGAGGCGGCCCAAGCUCAUAGUGGCUGGGCGGCAGCUGCAGCAGGUGCUGAGGCGGCAGUUACGGCAGCGUGUGAAGAUGGUUGAGGGGAAGGGGAGUAGAGACGGGGAUGGGGAUGGAGGGAGGGAGUGUGUGGUGGUGGAUGGAGGCACGGCUUUGCUUCGAGGACUGCAAGGGAUUCCUCUGCCUGGCGUUGAUUGCCUUGACUUUGUGCCGCUGCCGCCUCCUGAUUGGUCCACAGUCUUCCACGAUCCCUCGCUGCCUCUCACUGUUGACAUCGGCUGUGGCAACGGGCGCUUCUGUCGCAGCAUGGCUCCGCGGUUCAGAGGGGCGAGGAACUUCCUUGGGGUGGAGAUCAACCCACAUUUGCGUGGGGUUAGGGAGACAAGAACAUGUACAAGUGAACAACUGGGAGCACGCACCAAGCAACGUUGCCCGGACCCUGACUUUGCAGCGAGCAGGAGGGCGAAGGAGAGGGGAACAGCACACGUGCACCGGUGGGGCAUGCUCACCCCUGCCCUCGUGCACGCCAUGCUGGCCCUGCUGCACCCCUCUGGCAAGAUUUUGAUCGAGUCGGAUAUAGAGGAGGUGGCAACGCGGCUGACAUACGAUGCCAUUAGAUGGUCCCAAAGCGAACUCAUACCAUGCAAAGGCGAUGCCAGUGCCAGUGAUUGCGAUGGCCUUUCAGACCCUGACAUGGCACAGGAGGGAAUUGGAGGUGAAGUUACCCAGCGUUUUUCUGCACUGCAAGAACCUUUGGUUGCAGAAGUGGAUCCGUAUCAACUACACGACGCGUCUGAGUCUCCGCAAUCAAUGGCGGCUGCCACGGCAGUCGCAUGGCGACGUCGCAGCGUGCGAUCGCUUAUCUCUGUGGCGUUCUCUCUCCUGCUGCUCCUGUCGCACGUUUGCUCCGCUUUGCGCCUUUCAACGGGCAAUGACGAUAAACACGGUCUUUCGCGCGUUAUCGCGUCAGCUUAUACCGGGAAUGUAUCUUCUGCUGCUGAAUUCGACCCGAUUAAGGAGUCUGAGACUCCUGGUCGCGUCGUUGCUAGGGUUUUGAAAGUGAAGAAGAAAAAGAAGAAGUCGGCGAGUAAGACCGCGAAAGCAGCGGCGAUCGCGGAGGAAGUAGAAGGAAGUGCGGACGACGCGGAGAGAGGAACGGCGGACGAUGCGGCCGACGCGGAAGUCGCGCGAGAAGAGGGGGACGAGGAGACGGCUCGAGUGGUUAAGAAGAAGAAGACGACGACAAAGAAGUCGAAGAAAACGAAGACGACGGGGAGCACGAAGGCGGUUGAGUCUGUGAGAGAAGCGGAGGGGGAAGAGGAGGCGGAGGGGGGAGAAGAGGCGGAGGGGGGAGAAGUUGCGGAAACGGCGAGGAGAGCGGAUAGCAAGAGCGGAAAAAGUGGGAGCGGAAAUGGGGACGAGGGGGAUGACUUUUCCGCAGUGGAUAAGGCGAUGGCGGAGGCGGAAGCGGUGAUUGCGGGGAAGGCGGACGAUGCGGAGGAGGGGGAAGGGGGGGGGGAGGGGGAGCGACCGAAGAGAGUGAAGGGGAGGAAGCGUGGGUCGAGGGAGGCGGACGGGGGGGAGGAGGGGAGUGAGGAGGAGGAAGGUGGAGAGGGUGUGGUAACGAACAAGUCAAGCAAGUCAAGAAAGUCAACCAAGUCCACGGCAGCAACAAGGGGGACGGCAGUUGAAGGGGAAGAGCAGGAGGCGCACGGUGAGGAGGGUGAGCGGGGUGAAGGGGAAGAGGGGAGAGCUGCGGUGGCAACGAGCACCACAAAGAAGAAAAAGAAGUCGAGCGAGGGCAGGGACGACGGCACGGGCGAGGGCGGGAGCGAGAGCAAGAGUGAGGGCAGGGACGACGGCAGAGACCCGGCGGGGGCCACAGCUGCAGCUGUGGGGGCUUCAAGGGGCGAAGAGAGAGAGGCAGCAGACGGAGCAGGGGAAGGGGGAGGAGGAGGAGAGGGAGGCGGCGAGGAGGUGCAGGUGGCGUUCACAGGGCCACAGGACGUGAUGGACGUGCCUGUGGACGAGGAGAUGGUCUCUGUUGACCUCACCGAUGUGCCCCCUGACCCUCAACCCCCCCACCCCACCCCCGCUGCUGAUUCACAUGCUGAAGCAGCAGGGAACGGGCCACUGGGGGACGCUGACGGGGCGACUAACGGUGGUGGCGACAGCGGUGGUGGCGGUGCCGAUAGAGGUGCCACCUCUGCUGGGGAGGAUUUUGGGAAAGCUGCGGUGGCGGCAGGCGAGGAUGCAGAGCAGGAAGCGGGGUUCCUCGCCCGCUGGGUCAUUGCACCCCUGGCUGCAACCCUGGAACCCAUUCUCGCCCCUCUCUACCCCCUCACAUCCAUCUUCCUCUCGCCCGGCCAAACAGUGCUCCUUGCCGCUGGCCUUGCCCUGCUUGCCUGCUGCUGCUGCUGCCUCUGCUGCUGCCGCUCCCUCUCCCGCCUCGUGAGAGGCGGCCGGGGGGCAGGGCUGGGAGCAGCAGCGGGGAGCAGCGGCAGCUGGUUCGGCGGGAGGCACGGGCCAGGUGCAGCGUACUCUGAGGUGGCUCGGAAGGAGGUGGAUUUGUCUGUUGCGUUUGGGCAGCAGAUUCCUGGGGGAGGGACGCAGGGAGGGGGAGGGCAAGGAGGGGUGGGGGGAGGAGCAGGAAGGAGCAGGGCGGAUGGUGGGUCAGAGUGGGAUGAGUGGGACGAGGAAUGGGGGGGUGCGAGAGGGGGGGGUGGAGGAGGGAGAGAGAAGGGGGUGGGGAGCAUGGGAAGUGGAGGGAGAGGAUUGGGUGGUGGGGAUGGGUAUAGUUCUGGGGAAGGAAGUAAAGGUGGUGUGAGGAAAGGGGGGAAGCUGGUAGUGAGCAAGGGGGCAGGGGCAGCUGGCAAGGAAGGGUGGAAAUCAUGA